Messenger RNA from Symbiodinium sp. CCMP2456, 806 nucleotides. The record is from the annotation of a GenBank genome assembly. Lineage: Eukaryota; Dinophyceae; Suessiales; Symbiodiniaceae.
AUGCCAGCUGGGACCUCAAAUGCUCCCUCCAUCUCAAGAGGUUAUUUGGCUCAACCCUUGCCUGCCGGAACCUGUGCCGGCAUCACUUCGCUCAUCAUGCAGCGUGGCUACAUCCCCACCUGGAAAACCAAGGUGGUGCAUACGUUUCUGGAGUUUGAAGAGGAAGAGGAGGGAAAGCAGGGCCGUCGCAGUGUCUCCGUGCCGCCGAGAGUGUGCCAGCACCACUCCGAGACGGAGCUGCCGGAGGAGAAGCUGCCCGAGGUGCAGUUGCCGAAUGCGCCUGUGGCUCCGUCACCCCUUAAUCCACAUGCUGCCCCAUUCACCGGCGUCAGCGGUGAGCCGCAAUUCGGCACGGAGUCCGGGGUGUACUUCCCUUUUCAAGAGUACACCGUGGAGGAAUGGCUGUUUUGGAUCUACCACCUGCAAACGAACCGCGUCCUCUUGACGCCAGAGUAUGCAGCUUACAUUUGUGAGGUUGCACGGCUCCUUGGCAUACCAAGCACAGAGCACGAAGAACCGCAAAACGUCCACAUUUACCACAUGGAGAGACCAGGAUCUUACUUGGUCAAAUGGUACGUGGACUCUCGCAAGCUUCGGAGCAACGACAAGCAGGAAAAUCCCGAUGCUAACUUUAAGAAGUCCGACGGAAGAGGCAUGUUCCAGUUGAAGUGCGACACCCCACCCAAAGACCACGGUUGUUUGCCAUGCCGGUUUGGGUUCUCAGUUUCAAACGGGGAGAUGCGCACGGCCUCUGGCCAAUUCACUUUGAGUAACUGUGUGGUGGACUUGCCAACAGAGGAGUCCAC